Messenger RNA from Brienomyrus brachyistius, 3018 nucleotides. Its product is annotated as serine/threonine-protein kinase ICK-like. The record is from RefSeq and is a predicted model, not a curated record. The transcript has 14 exons. Gene Ontology annotation, biological process: protein phosphorylation; intracellular signal transduction; cilium assembly. Bases 300 to 2177 code for a protein of 625 amino acids. NCBI's taxonomy places the organism in Eukaryota, Metazoa, Chordata, Actinopteri, Osteoglossiformes, Mormyridae. Gene Ontology annotation, cellular component: nucleus; cytoplasm; cilium. Gene Ontology annotation, molecular function: protein serine/threonine kinase activity; ATP binding.
GGCUCUCGGUGUGGGCGCCAUGUUGGAUUGGCCGGAGUGUGCACGAGAUUUUGUUUUGGGUGGAGGGCCUGCCGAGUGCCUGUUUUGUUCAUCUAUCUGAGCACAAAUGUUUAUGUACAGGGUUACAGUGCGACAGGUGGGGGGUGGCCAGUGAAAGUAUGACUCCUUCCGGGACCCCUAUGCAUGUCAUACCCUGUUGUUGCCACAGAAAAAUCUGGUUGCAGUCGACAGUGUGCCGCCGGGCUCCCAUGCAGCCGCUGGUGCCCCCUUCCCGCGGGUGACGGUGACAGGGCCACACCAUGAAUAGAUACGCCACGCUCCGGCAGCUUGGGGAUGGCACCUACGGCUCCGUGCUCCUGGGCCGCAGCCUAGAGACUGGCGAGCUUGUGGCCAUUAAAAAAAUGAAGAGGAAGUUCUACUCAUGGGAGGAGUGUAUGAAUCUCCGGGAGGUCAAGUCGCUGAAAAAACUGAACCACGCCAAUGUGGUGAAGCUGAAGGAAGUCAUUCGGGAAAACGACCAUUUGUAUUUCGUGUUUGAGUAUAUGAAAGAGAACCUCUACCAGCUGAUGAAAGACCGGAGUCGGCUGUUUCCUGAGUCUGCUGUGAGGAACAUCAUGUAUCAGAUCCUGCAAGGGCUGGCCUUCAUUCAUAAACACGGGUUUUUUCACCGGGACAUGAAGCCGGAGAACCUCUUAUGCAUGGGUCCUGAGCUGGUGAAGAUAGCAGACUUCGGCCUGGCGCGGGAGAUACGGUCCCGGCCCCCCUACACGGACUAUGUUUCGACAAGAUGGUAUCGCGCCCCUGAGGUUCUCCUCAGGUCCACCAGCUACAGCUCUCCGAUCGACCAGUGGGCUGUGGGCUGCAUCAUGGCUGAACUCUACACACUGAGGCCCUUAUUUCCUGGUUCCAGCGAAGUGGACACCAUCUUCAAAAUCUGCCAAGUUCUGGGGACGCCAAAGAAGAACGAUUGGCUGGAGGGCUAUCAGCUGGCUGCAGCCAUGAGCUUUCGCUGGCCACAGUGUGUGCCCAGUAACCUGAGGACCUUGAUCCCCAAUGCCAGCACUGAAGGCAUCCACCUGAUGCGGGACCUACUCCAGUGGGACCCCAAGAAGAGACCAACUGCUAGUCAGGCUCUCCGGUACUCGUACUUCUUCGUGGGCCAGGUUCUGGGGACCCCGCAGCAGAUCCAGGAGCAGGGCAGACCCCAGCCGGCCCCCCUGCAGCUGAAGCCCUUGCCCCCACCGCAGCCUCCGCCCCAGCACAGCUUGCCCUCUCGUCCCCUACAGCAGAUCCAGCCUGGCCCCUCACCCCUCUACCAGCAGAGGGUAGAACCCGAGCAGGAGCCACGAGAGCCGGCCAGCAAGUUGGCCGAGGCUUUGGGGCUGCCGCAACUGCACCUGCCACUGCUCCACGGCAUGGGAAUGCAGAAGGCUGAGCAGCGGUUGGCCGAGGAGACUGAGAACGCUAACCUGGCCGGCUACCUGACGAAGCCCAGAGCCGGCCGGCGGCGUUGGGGCCAUGGGGAAGGGCCUCUGAAAGCUGACCACUGGGACGAUUAUGAGGAAACGGAAGGGCUGUCGGCAGGCGCCUUCUGCAGGACGAAGUUGGCCAAUGACAAGCGGAGGCUGGGAGACGAGGCCCUGGGGAGGUUUGGAAGCGCCCAGGACUUCAGUGGCACUAAUGGAGCCGACGUGGUUGGCCUCGGGAACGCCAAUCUCCCGCCGUCACACCAGGACCUUAGUGUGGCCCGGGCGGCCUCUGCUAAGCAGCAUUACCUGAAGCAAUCUCGUUAUUUACCCGGGAUCACUUCAAAAAAGAUGGUGGCAAUAAAGUCGGAAAAGGAUCACAGCGGAAACAUCUUGUGGGGACGGAACAGCAUCCCCGUGGGAGGAGGGACUCUUCUCAGGGCUGUCCAGGGUGCCAACACCCUUCCAGGUGGAUAUGUGUCCUCAUCUUACAAAAAGGAAACGGGCUUCGCUGGACAGAGGCUUCACAUGGGCCCUGUAAAGGACUCGCCAGUGUCCAAUUAUGCAACAUGGAGAUCAAAUCGGAACGAAGUUGCCGCCACAUCUUAUAUUUCCUCGCCAACCAAGAGCACCCCUGGUCUCAGGCUCCGCCCCCCUGCCGCACCUGUACAUGGUCGUACAGAUUGGUCAGCCAAAUAUGGGCACCGUUAGUGACUUAUGGUGGCCUGGUGGCCAGCCUCCCAUUGGCCACAUUGGCUUAACGCAGCCAAUCAUGUUUUACGCUAGUAUUUUGAUAUAGAACAUGUACAUACAUGAUAUGCAGCAAUAAUAUCUGUUUUGUAUUUGUCUCUGUAUAUAUUGUACAAGUAAAACUCUUUUAUAUGGCUAAAUAUGCACUUAGCCAGAAUUGUUGUUGUUUUUCAUGUGUGUUUUUGUCAUAUGGAAUGCACACUUUAUUGCAGGGUCGAUGUCAAAUGUAGUGUUUGUGACUCAUCUAGAAUCUUUUUUUUCUGUAACCCAGUGUUCACACAGUUUUUUUAAGACUGAGUCUGAGUUUUUUUUGGCACCUGUUAAGGAGCCAUAUAUGCAUUCUGGACCCAUGUUCUUUAUAUGCAGUGAGUAUUUGCAUUUAAAAAGUCACUGAAGAUUUCACAGGACUGACUUGAUGGUUUUUGUGUGAUGAUGGUGUUCGUGCUUCAUUUUUUUUUAUCUGAAUGUCUUGUUUUCUGUUACAGUUGUCAUUGUUUACCUUUUUUUAUUUAAAUAAUAUUUUUGCCGGUUCAGUUGUCCAAUUUUUAACUUUUUGUUAACCGAUGACAUGCUCCAUAUAGCAAUGUAUCCAAGUUAUUGAUGUAUUGUUUGACUACACAUUCUUAGUGUGUCGUAACCAUAUAUAAAUAUUACUUGCGGAUAUAUAUUCUCUAUAUUUUAUAAUUCUGUCCCAUUUCAGUAAAUGUGUUGGCUGUUUUUUAAUUAUGUUUUAAAGUGUCAGUUUCUUAUUUUCAUAACUACAUGCUAUAUAAUAAAAUGUAUUAAAAAUUUGAUAGUAAGG